AUGAACUACCUUCUGCACCGUCACCGAAGUCCUGGCGCGGUCGUACCGAUCCCACCCGAUCUCGAACCGCUAAUGGAGGAAAUGGCUCGCGAGGUGUUGCGCGCUCAGCCACCCAACGUGAUCGACUUUCUGGCGGACUACCUCGAGGGCCGGUUGGCCCGUCGGGAAAAUCGCCGGCUAGCCGAGAAGGUGGUCGAUAACGUGCUGGACUAUAGCUUCGAUAUCGUGGCCAUGCUGGAAUCGGUCGGUAUCGAUUCGAACCGUGCGGAACAAGCCGUCAAGCGCAUCCGCGAGGAGUUUCACCGGCACUUCGAGACGAAACCGGAUGACGAUCGGAUACGGGACGAGUUUCGUGAGCGGACCGUGCUGGAGCGGCUCGUAAACGAGUGUCACUUUACCGAGAAGGAAGCUCGCAAAGCGUCUCGCAUUAUAGAGCGCGCUUACAGGACGUACUACUUCCGGAAUGCGUACAAAGGCGAACACGCGCCUGCUAAGGACAGCGAUUGGCGCCAGGCGGCGAAACACACGCUAAGUUUGUACGCUCAAACUGGCCCAACGAAGCAUGAGAUGGAAGCGGCUGCUCGAAGGAUACAGGUGGCGUACCGGGCGUACUACAAGCGCAAGCGUCAGGAACUCGAUCGGCAGGCAACGAUCAUUCAACGGGCGGUUCGUAAUCACCAGAAUCGCCAACAGACGGCCGCCCAACUCGAAGCCGUACCGUCGGAAGUUAUCCGUCAUGAAAUUCUGGAGAAUCCCGCGGUUGAGGAGUUCUCACCGUCGCAAGAAAUUCUCGCUCUUGUCGAUGCUGCGAUCGGGUUUGUAACCGUACCGGUGGUUGACGAUCGGUCACAGGAUACGUCACCGCAGGAUCUGGAUCAAGCUGCGUCGCUGAUUCAAUCGGUGUUCCGAGGACAUCAGGUUCGCAAACAGAUCACUGGCGGGUCUCCACAUGCGAUGGACACUGUCGUGCGAGAAAUGGAUGAAGAUCAAGCAGCUACGGUGCUCCAAUCGGCAACCCGUGGCCAUCUCGCUCGAAAGCGCGUCCAGCAGGAGCUGCACCAGCACCAGAUGGCGACGGUUCUGCAGUCCCACGCGCGCGGUUUUCUGGUCCGCAAGCAACUUCAGCGGAACGCUCCCGGUGACAGCGACGAUGGCGCGCCAUCCGUGAACCCGUGA
Messenger RNA from Anopheles nili, 1176 nucleotides. RefSeq lists its product as uncharacterized. NCBI's taxonomy places the organism in Eukaryota, Metazoa, Arthropoda, Insecta, Diptera, Culicidae. The record is from RefSeq and is a predicted model, not a curated record. Gene Ontology annotation, molecular function: calmodulin binding. The transcript is spliced from 2 exons. The coding region runs from base 1 to 1176 and encodes 391 amino acids.